AUGGGUCUAUUGGAUUCGUUAAAGAAGAAGGUGGGGGGAUCCUCAAGGAAGGGUUCAUCAGCGCAACCUCAGACCGCUGGCUGCAACACACCGGCUACAGGACAAGGGGCGGCAGGCGCGGCUGGGCCAGGCGCGCCGCCGUCACCAAAGGAGCCGGUUACAAAAGGAGCUUAUUUGACGUUUGACGGCGCCAGUAACGGUACUUUGUUCAUAGUUUGGAGUGCAACUCCAGUGGAAGGGGCAAUGGCCUUCUUCGAGCCGAAGAAGGCGGUGGCUGAAUUCAAGUAUAAAGACAAGGGUGGCAAGUCUGAGAUCGUGAGGAACUUGAUGCAAGACAAGGCAAAGUACUACGAUGGUUGGUGCCAGUUCUUCAAGGCUGCUGCAGAGCAACACGGAGUGUGCCGUCUGCUUCCCGGGGCGGAAGAGGCACCUCUGAAGGUAGAAGUGGCAUUUCUCGAUGGCACAAAGGUCUUGCGCCUGGAAAACGGCAAGGAGCUACCCGCUAAAAACAUGGCAGCCAUCGGCUGCGUCCCUCGAGGUGACCCCGGCUUCCAGGCGCAAACCCUCGCCAAAGACGUUUUCUUACGAAACGCACGCAGGGGUGGAGGUGCCAUCACCCUUUAG
This is a messenger RNA of Cyclospora cayetanensis, 624 nucleotides long. RefSeq lists its product as uncharacterized. Bases 1 to 624 code for a protein of 207 amino acids. NCBI's taxonomy places the organism in Eukaryota, Apicomplexa, Conoidasida, Eucoccidiorida, Eimeriidae. The record is from RefSeq and is a predicted model, not a curated record. The transcript has 2 exons.